AUGAUGAUUUGUGCACUGAGGCGGGCAAAUUUCACGAAAUCUCAAGCUUCUUUGGCACACCAACGCGCCAAUUCCAUGUCUUUCAAGACUCUUCCUCUUCCUCUUCCUCUUCCUCUUCCUCUUCCUCUUCCUCUCCAAUCCCUAAUUCAUUCUCAUGGAUUCAAUUGAGCCGCCAUCGUUUUCGCUAGGGUUUGAUCUUGAUGCUGCAUUGGAUCCCCAGUCUGAUUCCCAUCAAAACCCUAGCUUCUCCGGCGAGCAUUUAAUUGGGGACGAGCCAGAGCCUGGACUCACGGUCCCAGAUUCCGAUCAGGAGCUUGAACCAGAUUAUGCGAGCCCUGUUCUCAAGCGGCUGCGACGAGGGAUUAAUCCCAACAAGUGUCCUGCGAAAGAUGAUAGAGGCGUGGCCAGUGAGUUGCUAGGUUUCAGGGAGGAUCGGGAUGAUGAUGACAUCGAGGAGUUCUCUUCUCCAGAGGAUUCUUCUCACACGGAUGCACCUGCAUCAACUAGGAGUCAUUUUUCUAGUUGCAGCUCAAGGGUGCCACUUCAUGGUACUGGGGUCUUGUCUAAUCAGCCUUCUAUCUCCCGGGGCAAAAGAAAGCAGUCGGAUGUUCCAGCAUCUGCUGGUUCUGGGAUUAGUUCUGUUGCAUCUUUGUUUCAGAGACCAACUCGUAGUCCUCUGCGAAGGUUCCAGCUUCUAGAUUCAGAUUCAGAAGAUGACCAUCCAUCCGCUAGCAGAGAUUUAAGCGGAGUAACUACAACAACUAAUUCAUCCUCAAAGGAUAACCUAUCUGUUCCAAGUAAACCAAAGAGAAAGGAACCUGGAUCUAUCCCCAGUAUUAAAGAUCUGUGGAAAGAUUUUUGCCCGGCAAGUGCCAAGAUUCAAACGCCAGCUUUGGAUGAUGUUUGUCAGGACUAUUUUAGCUCUAUCAAGACGACUAACGCAGCUCAGAAACAAAGCAGCGCUGUGGCAAGUAGUAGCAAUAGCGGAGAUCAUAACGUCACUGGCUUUCAGCAAACUGGGCAAUUUUUGGAUUUGUCCCAACCUUCUCCUCCAUCUCAUCGUUUCUUCUUGCAUAGUGAUCCAAGAAUCAGGAAUCUAGCUCGACAGCGGUUACCAAACUUUUUGCCCCUUGGAAUUGUCAAUGAUAGGGAGAGCCAGCGAGAGGUGUUCCUUGUUGAUUAUAUGAAUCAAUUUGGCAGCAACGGGAGUUCUAAAACUGGAGCCUCUUGCAGCAAAAGCUCCAGAAGAGGGCAAACAAAGUCAAAGUUUUCAAAGGGCCAAGAGAGCGCUCACACUUCUGGAGGCUGGUUGAAUCCUAAAACGAGUUCUGCAGCUCCAACGGAUGCUGGGAAAAGACGAGUAUCAGCUAAGAGUGGCUCUGCAGGUCACUGGUUCACAUCCGCAGAAGGAAGGAAGGUUUAUAUCUCUAAAACCGGACAGGAGUUCUCAGGUCAAAGUGCAUAUAGAUGUUACAAAAAGGAGACAGGAGGCGGGUUAAAGAAGUCCAGAAAGAAACGACAGCCAAAGAAGAAGGCGAAGAGCUCAAGGAAGGAAGCCAUUGUUUCCUUUUAAGAACUCAGACAAUGUAUACAACAGAUGCAAAGAACCUGGAAAGCCCAUGUGUCUGUGAUCAAAAAGUUUCUCUAGAUUCAGAGACUGAUGGGUUUCUUCUCAAAUAUUUUCAGCUGUUUCGCAAAGGAAUCCUCUGGAUCUAGAGACUACAUGUGUGACGGUGGUGUCUGUGUUCUACGAAGAUCCAAGACCCCGAAGCUUCAAAAGGGUUAAAUACUUUUACUUUUAGUUCUUGAAGCUAUGUAAUCGAUAUUUUGUAUUUUCCAAUUUGUAAAGAUGCAAACCGAAAGAGAUGCACCGGUUAGCACAGAUUUAAUUUUAGAUGUUUAUACAAUUUGGUAAGAAAUCAUCAUGAUUCAUGAAAUUUGUUGACAAAAAAUUUGAAUUCCAAUACCGAUGAGUGCCGGUUAUUAUCGUUUUUCAUGUACCAACUUUUGUAAACCGAAAGACUGGAUUUUAACCGGACUUUAUAAUAUCCGUCUUAGUUCAACGAACAUCUUCUGUAUAGUAGUAAGUAAAUCAAUAAGUCAAUGGAGAAGG
Molecule: messenger RNA, 2113 nt
Organism: Camelina sativa (false flax)
Lineage: Eukaryota; Viridiplantae; Streptophyta; Magnoliopsida; Brassicales; Brassicaceae
Source: RefSeq, a predicted model, not a curated record